Molecule: messenger RNA, 3890 nt
Organism: Myripristis murdjan (pinecone soldierfish)
Lineage: Eukaryota; Metazoa; Chordata; Actinopteri; Holocentriformes; Holocentridae
Gene: nlrc3
Product: NLR family, CARD domain containing 3
Exons: 19
Coding region: 265-3666 (1133 amino acids)
Biological process (GO): regulation of apoptotic process
Molecular function (GO): protein binding
Source: RefSeq, a predicted model, not a curated record
CAGCAGUUACAUCAGCCGCAGCACUGGCUGAUGACUGCAGUAUUUGUGUGAACAUAUUAGUUGCACGCUAAUCUUCAACAGGAUUUCAGUGCCAGUGUGAUUCACACUUCAAAUUGGCACACCCAUGCUCAUCGAAAUAUGGUCUUACUUGCUAAAACAUUUGUAUGGGUAAUAUUUACCAUGACGUGACACCUAAAACCCACCUGCAACAAACUCAUUGACAGAAACAGGAAUACCUCGGGGCAGCAAUUAUCACCCCUCUUCAUGGAGGGGAAGGCACAUUAUGAUUCUAUCUUGGAUCGAAGCAAACGCAUCACAUGGCAGGAUGACUGCUACAUGGACCUCCAGUCUACAUCCUGUCUACCAACAAAAGGCGAAAAGAAUGAUAUUGAUUGGAUCCAAAAGCAUCAACACCAGCUGAAACGCUUCAUUACCACUCCAUUCCUGGAGGGGAUGAUAUCUCACUUGAGAAAUCUGGAUCUGCUGACUAUGGCUGAGGAAGCACAGAUUAAGGCAGCGGGCCAGUUGCAAGACCAGGUUGAUAUGCUUACAAAUGUCCUCACCAGCAAGGAUCCCAAAGGCCCUGAUGCCCUUCGAGGCUUCAUAGAGAGCUCAGGGUCUCAAGUCUCCCAGUUCAUAAUAAAGUAUGACCCCAUGGUGAAGGAGCACAGAGAGGUGUUACUACAGCGAUAUGACCUACACAGAGGCACUGAUUCAUCCAGCUGCCCCCAACUGGACGUCUUGUCUAGAGCCUUGCUUCUGGUUGAUGGACUUUCUGACCUCCAGCAAAGGGAGCAUGACCUAAUGCAGGUUGAAGCCACCCGAGGAGGAAGGAGAAAUCAUCUCAGACAGCUGGGCCUGGCCAAACUCUUUGAGCCCCUGACCCGGGUCAGUGUGCCUCCCAGGGUGUCCCUCACCGUAGGGGUGGCUGGUAUUGGCAAGAGUACCUGGGUCCGGCACUUCAUCAGACAGUGGAGCCAAGGGGCCAUCUGCACCGACGUGAGCUUUGUCUUACCUUUCACCUUUUGGGAGCUGAACUCAUUUGAGAAGCUUUCAGUUGAGAAGCUGGUGAAAAUGGCUUUUCCUCAUUUGACAGAGCCUAAUCUGGUCCUGGGCAGCUCUUGUCGAACACUGCUAAUAUUUGACGGUUUGGAUGAAUUCCGCUGCACUUUAAAUUUCUCUGAUGCAGCGCCCUGCAGUGACCCCAAAAAAGAAAUGCCCAUUGAUGACUUAGUCACCAACAUCAUCCGAGGGAAUCUUCUCCCUGACAUGGCAGUGUGGGUGACUUCCAGACCAAGAGUGGCCUCACUCAUCCCUGGAGGAUUGGUUGACAGGGUGACUGAGAUCCCAGGCUUCUGUCCUAAGGACAUUGAGAUUUUCCUAAAUCACCACUUCUCUGAGAACAAUUUUGCAAGUAAAAUAUGGGCACACUUAGAGUCCCAAAAGAUCUUAAUGGUUAUGUCCUAUAUACCAAGCAUUUGCUGGAUAGUGGCUGAUACUCUGAGGUACCUCUUGCAGAAUGGCAUGCAGGAAAGCCUUCCAAGGACUUGCACUGAACUCUACGCCCACUUCUGUUGCAUGAAAGCCGAAGUAGGAGAACCAAGAGGUAGGGAGCAUGUUAAGAUAGAGCAGCUUCAAGGGAGCAAUCGAAAACUGCUGGGGAACCUUGGACGACUGGCAUUCUAUGGGCUCCUCAAGCAUAAGUACACUUUUAGUGAACAAGACUUCAAGGCCUAUGGAAUAGAUCUACCAUCAACUCAGAGCAGUCUUGGUGCAGGAGUUCUUGUUCGUGAGGAGUCAGCCAUGUACACAGCAUACCGGUUCACUCAUUUAACUAUACAGGAGUUUGUGGCGGCUACAUUCUACUAUGUCGCCUCCAAGCGGGCCAUCUUUGACUUGUUCUCAGAAAGCACAAUGUCCUGGCCCAAGAUUGGCUUCCACAACCACUUCAGAAGCGCCCUGCAGCACUCACAACAAGCAGAAGAUGGUCACUUGGAUGUGUUUGUGCGCUUUCUGUCAGGUUUGUUGUGUCCGGCGGCAUUGAAACCUCUUGCUGGGCUGCUGGCCCUUGGAAAGGACGAUGGUAAUCAAAAGACAUGGGCAGCAGGAUUUUUACAAGGCCUUUUGGACAGCGGGAGCACCGUGGUGUCCCUGCGUGCAGUCAACAUAGCCUACUGCUUACAGGAGCUUCAACAUACAGAACUGCUGCGCAGUGUAGAGGAUGACUUGCGCCUAGGUAGCCUUGCUGGGAAGUUGACACGUGCCCACUGUGUAGUGCUCGGCUAUCUGCUUCAUGUGUCUCCAGAAACCAGCGAAGAGACAAACCUAACAGCUUGUCUGAGCUACUCUACAGUUAAAUGCUUGCUCCCACAGCUACUGUACUGCAGCUAUCUAAGGCUAGAGAAUAACAACUUCAAAGAUGAUGUCAUGGAAUUGCUGGGAAGCUUACUGAGUGCCAAAGACUGUCAUAUCCAGAAAUUAAGUUUAGCAGAGAAUGCCAUCAGCAACAAAGGUGCCAAAGCCCUCAGCCGCGCUCUCUUGGUCAACAGGACCCUGACCACACUCGACCUCCGCAACAACAACAUUGGCUCUAAAGGGGCUAGGUUCCUGGCAGAAGCCCUCAAAAUGAACCAAGUUCUGCUAUCGAUCAAUUUCCAGAACAAUGCCAUAGAGGAGGAGGGCGCUCGGGCUCUUGCAGAGGUUUUGCAAGCCAACCGCAAACUCUUCUCUCUGAAUGUACAGAAGAAUUCAAUUGGAGCAGAUGGAGCCAAAAGGAUUGCCGAUGCACUGAAAACAAACCGGACUCUCACAGAGCUGAUCCUUUGUAGUAACCAGCUUGGGGACAAAGGAACAGUAGCUCUAGCCGAGGCUCUGACAGACAACAACACUCUCCUCUCUCUGCACCUUCAGAGUAAUUCAAUCAGCAACCGGGGAAUGACAGCCUUAACCAAAGCACUGAGGUGGAACCGCGGCCUUGUCUUCUUGAAUCUCAGAGAGAACUCUAUUGGAGUGGAAGGGGCAAAAGCCAUGGCCCAUGCCCUCCAUGAGAACAGGUCUCUGCGGGAGCUCGAUCUCACAGCCAACCUGCUGCAUGAUGAAGGAGUUCAAGCUAUAGCCAGUGCAAUCACAGUUAAUCAAGGUCUCACCUCUUUACAUCUGCAGUGGAAUUUCAUCAAGUCUUCUGCCACUAAAGCUCUGGCCCAAGCGCUGCUCUCCAAUUCCACCAUGCAGCUCUUGGAUCUACAGGAGAAUACUAUUGGAAAUGAAGGUGUCAUUGUUCUUGCUGAAGCCCUGAAAACCAAUGCAUCCCUGCAUACAUUAUGUCUCCAGGGUGUCUCAGCAGGCAGCAGUGGAGCCAUUGCAAUGGCAGAGGCUCUAAAGGUCAACCAGACCCUGCAAACGUUAGACCUGCGUGGAAACAUGGUAGGGAUGGAGGGAGCCAAGGCUUUGGCCAAUGCCCUGAAACAUAACGGAAGCCUCAAGUCUUUGAAUCUGCAGGAGAAUUCCCUCGGUAUGGAUGGAGCCAUAUUCAUUGCAACAGCCUUAAAAGGGAAGAAUCAGCUAACAUACAUAAAUUUGCAGGGAAAUGGCGUCGGAGAAUCGGGGGCAAAGGUCAUAUCCGACGCCAUCAGGGCCAACUCUCCAGGCUGUGUGGUGGACAUCUGACCUGGGACAGUGUAGCUAAUGUUCUAGUCAUAGCACUGGCAUAAUAGUAUUUAUCUGAUGUAUAUGUUAACCAUGUAAUUUAUUUUAACUACAGUGCUAUCUGCAGGCAAACAAUGGCACUGAAAAUCUACUACCUGCAACAUAUAUUAUUGUAAAAGCUAUAAUUAUUCUUACAUAUUUUUGCACAUUUAUUUUCAUAAUAAAUAAUUUCAUGUGUCUCAAGG